This is a messenger RNA of Lineus longissimus, 2405 nucleotides long. RefSeq names its product RUN domain-containing protein 3B-like. Lineage: Eukaryota; Metazoa; Nemertea; Pilidiophora; Heteronemertea; Lineidae. The transcript has 9 exons. The record is from RefSeq and is a predicted model, not a curated record. The coding region runs from base 112 to 2217 and encodes 701 amino acids.
UGACUGCUAAUGUUCCCAUUUUCUGCUACAAAACCAGGAAACAAAGCUUUGUUUCGCUUUCAAGUGACAAAUAUAUCUAUUAUUUAGCAUUGUAAAUGUACUCUGAACAAUAUGAAUGAAAGUAAAGAUUUCCAGCUCCACCAGAUAGCGGUGGAGAGGAAGAAUUUGGCUCAGGUUUGCAGGUUUGCGGUGAAGGGCCUCAUUGACCGAUCCUGCUUUGACACCAUUGGCGAAAAUUCACCGGAAAUUGUCAAUUUCUGCAACAUCAUGGAGCAUGUUCUAACACACCGAUUAAAACCACGCAGCUCAUGGUACUCCCAAGAUGAUCGUAGCUUCUGGAACUAUGUGAAAACUGCCUGCUUGUCCGUGCCUCAUAACUGUAUAGCUAGCAUCAGAAGUAUAGAGCACAUCACCACACCACGAGGAAAGGGACGAGCUUGGCUGAAGGUUGUGCUAAUGGAGAAACGAUUGUCGGAAUAUAUUUCCACAGCUCUGAAACAGACAAGAUUAACAAAGGCGGCGUACACUGAAGAUGCCCUCAUGCUGUCAGAUGAUGUCCACCUGUUAACGGGGGCACUGCUGGGUCUCAACGCCAUGGACUUCAGCUUCGACCUUAAGGGGGAGAACGUGGAUAUUGGUGGUCUACCUGUCAUUGACUAUAGUCCUUUCCUAAAGUUCCAGCAGUGCGCGGAGAGCAUCCACAGUGAUAGGAAGGAGCUCCAUGAGUUGAGUAACUCCAACAGCAGCAGCAGCAUCUUGAGUGAGGACAUGAUGGCCAUGGACGAGGACUCACUACGCACCAAAUAUCUCAAGAUGGAAACGAAAUAUAAAGGUGUCUGUGAACAAAAGGGUUAUCUAGAAGAACUUGUGAGACUUCGUCAGGACCAGCUGGAAGAUGUCCAAGCACAACGAACCAAACUUGUACAAACGUUUAAUAAUAUGGAAACGGAGAAUAAACGUGAUCGCCAGCAACUAGAAUCUGUGAUAAUAGAACUCCAAGCCCAACUGGCAAUCGCCAAACAGGACCAACUUAAAUUGGCGUGGCAGUUGAAAGAAUACUUACGGCACCACCACCACCAGGAGCCGCCACCAAUCAUCCGAGAGCCAUCGAUGGAGGCGAUCAAUUACCAUGAGGUACAGAAGUCACCGCUGAGAACGAGAGCACAGGGCGAGGCAGAUAGGCUAAGUACCGCUUCCAACGAACUCUCCACUGCUCACGGCCUCGCAGACAAUCGCAGCCUCCUCUCAGAUAGCCGCAGUCUCCUGUCUGAGCUCUCAGCAGCCGGUGUCCUCUUGGAUGACACUUCCAGUAUGAUCCCGAUGGCUGGCUCCUUCACAUCUCUCAGCAGUGCCCGAUCAGGCGAAACAAGGUCCAACGACACAAGUAAAUUCAAGAUAGAUUUUGUCCGCAGCGACCCGAUGACAUCUGCCGUCAAUACCAAGUUAUUGUCACCAGUUGCAAUGGCGGUUUUGGAGUCGAAUGCGUUUGAUCACGAUGACGACGAUAACGUGACCUAUUACACGGGUCAUAACGAGAACAAAGUGUGUGUCACUGCUGAUGUGCAUCGGGCCGAUUCGUUGCUGUCACCGGUAGAAGAUAAAGCCGACCUUCCAAGUAUACCUGUAGCAGGCGUUACUGUACCAUCUGAUGCUGAUGACUCUGAUAUUGUUACAAAUGAUGGAGAGGGGGGCACCAGAAAGGGAGGAUCAGUUGAGGCCCACAAUGGGAUAAGUGAUAAUGAGAUGCCAACUGAGAACUGUGAUGCGUCUGCUAGUCAAAUAGAAACAGUGAGUAGUCAGAUGUCGUCAGUUCUGGAAGGGACAGAUAUUUCCCUUGAUUUUGAAAAUCCAGGACAUUCCGUUACAAAUAACGUAAAAGGUGAAAGUGGCCAGUCCGAAUCUGGUGUUGUGAAUGGUGCUGUUUUGAAUUCUAGUCCUAAUCAAAAUGGUUUGGGCAGCAAAAAGCUGUCCAAUGUUGAGACAAUUGAUAAAAACAUGGCAGAGGAAAUUUUGGCUGACCAGGAGAGGUUGGAUGAUUUUCGUCAGCCGUGUGAAGGCGUGAUGAGUGAAAGUCUUACGGGCGUUGAACAAACGGGGGAUGUUUCGGGGAAAAGUGCUGAAGAGGACCACAAUGGGGAUGUAGAUGUCGGGGGCCACAAUGGGGAAGAGAACUAUGAUAUUGAUGUUGAAGACGAUGAUUACCACUGGGAUGAAUAAUGUCAAACCUGGACUCCAGGUUAUAUUAUCCUUACAGACAGUCAUAUUAUGAAUAAUUGUACAUGUGCUAUUACCUAGAAACAGGGUUGACCCAAAAGAUUUUUUCAUGAUUCGCUCUGUACUUAUAUUUGUGCAGUUAUCGUAUUAGCUGAUCAUUAAAGGCAUACGCCAUUCAGGUCCAUUUGAAA